AUGCAGACAAUAAGAAAACAACAGUACACAUACUCAGAGUUGCAGAGCAUCACGGACAACUUCAAGGUUUUUAUUGGUAAGGGGGGAUUUGGAACUGUUUACCAUGGAUCUAUCGAUGAUACAGAAGUUGCUGUGAAGAUGCUUUCAGAAUCAUCACUACAAGGGGACAAGGAAUUCCAGGCCGAGAAGUUGGCACCCACAUAUAUUUCAACAGCAGUUGCUGGCACUCCUGGUUACCUGGAACCUGAGUAUUACACGUCAAUCAGGUUGACCGAGAAAAGUGAUGUUUAUAGCUUUGGAAUUAUGCUUCUUAAUCACAGGACAACCAUAUAUGAAGAGAACAACAUAAACAUAAGUAGAUGGGUGAAUCUAAAGCUGGAAGGUGGGAAAAUGAAAAACAUUGUUGAUCCUAGGUUACUUGGGGAUUUUGAUAUCAAUUCAGCUUGGAAGGCAGUGGAACUUGCAAUGGCAUGUGUGGUCCGCACGCCCCGCAGAAGACCAGCCAUGAAUGAAGUGGUGAUUGAGUUAAUUGACUGUUUGGUAAUGGAAAGAGCUCGUCAGGAGACAAAAACAAUGCAAUUAAGUGGACUCGGUUCUCUUAAUCAACAAAUUAUAUAUGAUCCGAACCCAAGAUAA
Molecule: messenger RNA, 636 nt
Organism: Lactuca virosa
Lineage: Eukaryota; Viridiplantae; Streptophyta; Magnoliopsida; Asterales; Asteraceae
Source: the annotation of a GenBank genome assembly